AUGCACCGUCAACUUCACACCACGCCGUUUCUCUCACUGGCGGUGUCCCUACUGCUGUUAAUGUACGGCGCCGGUGGGUGCCUCGCCGCCGCGCACCCCCGUGCCUUCGACGAGGUGUUGUGGGAGAGCGGCCGGCCGCCGACCGCGAUGGUGCGUGAGCUGCCGCGCAAGGGGCAGGGUGCGACGCAGGCGUACACCGUCGCCACAAAGGCUGAGGACAACAGUGGCUGGGCUCCCAUCCGCAUCGCGGUGUCCACGGAGGAUUUGAAGGACAUCAAUAAGUACUGCACCAAAGAAGGUGAAACAAAGCCGGACUUCAGGGGACAGAAUUCAUCGUGCAAGAAGGAUGAGGUUUUGACCUCGGAGAUGAUAAAAACCCUGGUGGAUGAGAUUAUUCCUGUGGCCGUCGGACUGCACGCGGAGCGUUUGCUCGUUCAGCGCGUGAAGACUCCGUUUGUUGUGCUCCCGUUCACAGAGAAGCAGGGGAACUGCCAAUACUUCAAGGUCCCCGACGCGCAUCAGAAGACGGGAGUGACGGACGCGGACUUGGUGCUCUAUGUGGCUUCCAGGUCGAAUUACGGGAUGUGGGCUAUCCCGUGUAUGUUCGGGAAGGACGGUCGUCCGAUUGCCGGUGCCCUGCAUAUUGUGCCUUUUCAUGCGCUUCCCGUCAUGCACUCUUCUCGCAUCACUGCGCAUACGAUCGCCCAUGCUCUUGGCUUCAGCAUGGAAGAGAUGAAGAAGCACGACAUGCUGUUGAAAGUGACUGAUAUGCGCGGCGGCACCUCUCCCGUGACGGUGGUGAAGUCACCUGUGACUUUGAGAAAGGCGAAGCUGCACUACGGCUGCGACACCAUCCCGGGCAUGGAGCUGAACAAUAAUGAUGGGGCAUACUUUUGGUCGCUGCGCAAUGCGAAGGACGAGUUGAUGAGCCUGAUUGGGGAAAGAGCCGCCGGCUACUACACUGCGCUGACGAUGGCGGCGUUUGAGGACCUCGGCUACUACAAGGCCGUGUGGGGGAUGGAGGAGCCGAUGGCGUGGGGCAGAAACUCCGGCUGUAACUUCCUGGAUAAGCCGUGCUCGGAGAAAACUCCCACCACGUACCCUGGCGUGUUCUGCGAUAAAAAAGAUGCGAAGUCGCUUCGCUGCACGUCCAACCGUCAAGCCAUCGGGACAUGUUCUGCCGAUGUUUCUCAAGCCAGGAGUGGCGAAAAGGAAACCUGCAGUUUUAUUUCCCCGGCUAGUGGUGAACCACACAAAUCGUUUUGCACAGUGGAAGGGGACGGCACUCUACCAGGGUCCCUCCGUGGAAAGGGCUCGUGGUGCCUCGAUGCAGAACCACCCACGGCCAAGAGUGACGAUACCUCCAUUGAUAACUCCGCCGUCCACGCGGUGUGUGCGGUGGUGCAGUGCGAGGGGGGCAAGGUGAAAGUGAAAUACCUCGGCGGGAGUGAUUUUGAGCCGUGCCCGGAGGGGAAGUCUAUCACGCCCAAAUCAGAGCACUUCAAGGGCGGCAGAAAGAUCAGGUGCCCAAGGUACGAGGAGGUGUGCACCAUCGCCGCCGAUGGCAGAAGCCUCAUUAACCCAAAGAAAGGCGGUCACGAUGGCUGUGCGGCUGUUUUUGUUCUCUACAGUCUUCUUCUCGCCGCGAUCGCUGCCGUGGUGGCGGCGACGGUGCCGCUUUGA
This is a messenger RNA of Trypanosoma rangeli, 1683 nucleotides long. Its product is annotated as surface protease GP63. Gene Ontology annotation, biological process: proteolysis; cell adhesion. Lineage: Eukaryota; Euglenozoa; Kinetoplastea; Trypanosomatida; Trypanosomatidae. Gene Ontology annotation, cellular component: membrane; cytoplasm. The transcript has a single exon. Bases 1 to 1683 code for a protein of 560 amino acids. Gene Ontology annotation, molecular function: metalloendopeptidase activity. The record is from RefSeq and is a predicted model, not a curated record.